AUGCGCUGGUAUCAUUUCUUGGCUCUUCCGUUAUCGAUCACGGGCGUUGGAUUAGGGCUUAGUAGCGAUCGUCAGUCUUGCUGUACUCCAGGGUAUUUUGAACAAAAAGAGAAAGCUGCUACUAUUGUGAAGCAGUUCAUGGUGAAAAAUGGAGUCCCAGGGCUGUCUGUAGGUGUUUCACGUAACGGUCAAUGUGUCUGGAAACAAGGAUUUGGUUACGCAGAUGUGGAGCAGCUAGUACCGUGCAAAAGCAAUACAGUGAUGAGAAUUGCCAGUAUAAGUAAACCAGUAACAGCUGCUCUAGCCGCACGUUUGGUCCAGAGCGGAAAGCUUGAUUUGGAUGCGUCCGUUCAGGAUUAUGUACCGGAUUUCCCAAGGAAGAAAUAUAACGAGAAAGACGUUACUAUAACAAUCCGUCAACUUUUGAGUCAUACAAGCGGUAUCAGACAUUACAAAAUGGUUACCUUUUCAUGUUAUAAUCGCCUCUCUCACUCUGCCAAAAUAUUGAUCUCGAAUCCGUUGAGCAUACUUAGCUAA
Molecule: messenger RNA, 537 nt
Organism: Loa loa (African eye worm)
Lineage: Eukaryota; Metazoa; Nematoda; Chromadorea; Rhabditida; Onchocercidae
Exons: 3
Coding region: 1-537 (178 amino acids)
Source: RefSeq, a predicted model, not a curated record